Messenger RNA from Arachis duranensis, 1771 nucleotides. Its product is annotated as tubulin beta chain. Gene Ontology annotation, biological process: mitotic cell cycle; microtubule cytoskeleton organization. The record is from RefSeq and is a predicted model, not a curated record. The transcript is spliced from 3 exons. Gene Ontology annotation, molecular function: GTP binding; GTPase activity; structural constituent of cytoskeleton. The coding region runs from base 227 to 1579 and encodes 450 amino acids. NCBI's taxonomy places the organism in Eukaryota, Viridiplantae, Streptophyta, Magnoliopsida, Fabales, Fabaceae. Gene Ontology annotation, cellular component: cytoplasm; microtubule.
GCCCGUACCAUACCUUGAUUACCUUCAAGAAUGAACGGCACACGACACCACACUUGAAAACAAAAUAUCCCGCCCUUCCAUUAUUACCAUCCUAUCCUCCUCCCAUUCAUUUUCUCCGAUAAAAAUCUCAAAUCUUCACUUCUCAAUUCUCAUUCACUCACUCACUCAGUCACUCUAUCUCGUCCCUAACCUAAAUCUCUCUCUCAGAGAAGUAACCGCCACAGCGAUGAGAGAGAUCUUGCACGUGCAGGGAGGUCAAUGCGGGAACCAAAUCGGCUCCAAGUUCUGGGAGGUGAUCUGCGACGAGCACGGCAUCGAUCCUACUGGAAAGUACAACGGCCAAGCCUCCUCUGAUAUCCAGCUCGAGAGGAUCAAUGUCUACUACAAUGAAGCUUCUGGUGGAAGGUACGUUCCCAGGGCUGUGCUCAUGGAUCUUGAGCCUGGUACCAUGGACAGCAUCAGAUCUGGUCCAUACGGUAAGAUCUUUCGACCUGAUAACUUCGUCUUUGGCCAGUCCGGUGCCGGAAACAACUGGGCGAAAGGUCACUACACCGAAGGUGCUGAGUUGAUUGACGCCGUUCUCGACGUCGUUCGCAAAGAGGCCGAGAACUGCGACUGCUUGCAAGGUUUUCAAGUUUGCCACUCGCUAGGAGGAGGCACUGGUUCUGGAAUGGGAACACUUUUGAUCUCGAAGAUUAGGGAGGAAUACCCAGAUAGAAUGAUGCUCACAUUCUCUGUUUUUCCAUCUCCAAAGGUCUCAGACACUGUUGUGGAGCCAUACAAUGCAACUUUAUCGAUACACCAGUUGGUGGAAAAUGCAGACGAAUGCAUGGUUCUUGAUAAUGAAGCACUUUAUGACAUUUGCUUCAGGACCUUGAAGCUCAGUACGCCAAGCUUUGGUGAUCUGAACCAUCUGAUUUCUGCAACUAUGAGUGGGGUAACGUGCUGCUUAAGGUUCCCUGGUCAACUGAAUUCUGACCUCAGAAAGCUGGCAGUCAAUCUGAUCCCAUUCCCACGUCUUCACUUCUUCAUGGUGGGGUUUGCGCCUCUCACAUCUCGUGGGUCGCAGCAGUAUGUCUCCCUCACUGUUCCAGAACUGACUCAGCAGAUGUGGGACGCCAAAAAUAUGAUGUGUGCUGCUGAUCCUCGACAUGGCCGUUACCUGACGGCUUCAGCAAUGUUCAGGGGAAAGAUGAGCACGAAAGAGGUGGAUGAGCAAAUGAUCAAUGUGCAGAACAAGAACUCGUCGUACUUCGUGGAAUGGAUUCCCAACAAUGUGAAGUCCAGUGUGUGUGAUAUUCCACCCAAGAAUCUGAAGAUGUCUUCCACCUUUAUUGGAAACUCGACAUCAAUUCAAGAGAUGUUCAGGAGGGUCAGUGAGCAGUUCACGGCAAUGUUCAGGCGCAAGGCUUUCUUGCACUGGUACACUGGGGAAGGAAUGGACGAGAUGGAGUUCACCGAAGCAGAGAGUAACAUGAAUGAUCUAGUUGCGGAGUACCAGCAAUACCAGGAUGCAACAGCCGAGGAUGAGGAGGAGGAGCUCUAUGAAGAUGAUGGUGAAGAGGCUUAUAACGAGUAGAAUCAAGAAUGUUUGCUACCUAAGAGAUGUCUCCAUUGUAGCCACCUAAAUCAAUACACAGCUUUACCGCUUAUAUUUUUGCUGAUUUACUCGUUUAAAUGUGUUACAUUUCUGGCCUGUCAAACAAAGACAAUAGUUUAUUCAUAUAUAUUUCUAUUUCGAUUUAAUAAUAUCAAGCAUGCAAGUUCAUUA